Molecule: messenger RNA, 783 nt
Organism: Penicillium griseofulvum
Lineage: Eukaryota; Fungi; Ascomycota; Eurotiomycetes; Eurotiales; Aspergillaceae
Exons: 2
Coding region: 1-783 (260 amino acids)
Source: RefSeq, a predicted model, not a curated record
AUGUCUAAUCGCUCGGGUAUUCCCUGCUCUGAGGAAAUGUCGGAGUACUAUGACGGUAACCCAGACCAUUGGCCCACGAUCCAAGUGAUCCCUCCCACCCCGUACGUCGGCUCUUACAGCCCGUACAUGGAGCCUCUAACUCCAUCCACCAUCUUGACGCCAAUCAGUCUUCCAGACAACUCGUUUGGUCACGUUCCAGCAAUCAGUCACCACUCGCAAGGUUACCACACCCAAGAAUACCAGUAUGACCACAUGUCAGCUCCAGUGGGUCUUGGUAUCUCUGUGCCCUACCCGAGUGACUACCCCCUGCCUUUAGGGCCAAAUCCCUCAUUCGUGUACGCUCCGGAGCCAAUCCGCCAUACUGUGGCACAAGCGCCUAGCCAGUCGGCACAGGGCCCGCCACCAGCUAAGCGCGCCAGGCACCCAUCCUCAGACACGGCCCCUCAGGAGCAGUCAAGCAAUGGACCAGUCAACAUCGCUCCCAAUCCAGAGGGCCUUCUCCGAAUGGAGCAAGAUCGCCAGCACAUCCAGCCAUCUCCACACAUACUCCCCAAAGUCCGGGCCCCAGGCCGCGGACGGCGCGAUCCCGAAGCAGAAGAAGAGGACGCAUUUGUAGAGGAGCUGAGAGAUAACCAAACGGCCUGGAAGGUCGUGCGUGAAGAAUUCCAGAAGAGAUUCCACAAAGAUGCCUCCGAAGCACGCUUACAGAUGCGUCUUCAUCGCCGGCUCCGAGAGCGAAUGGUGCGCUGGGAAGAAUCAGAUGUGAGUAUGUACCUCCCGUAA